Molecule: messenger RNA, 735 nt
Organism: Perkinsus marinus ATCC 50983
Lineage: Eukaryota; Perkinsozoa; Perkinsida; Perkinsidae
Exons: 6
Coding region: 1-735 (244 amino acids)
Source: RefSeq, a predicted model, not a curated record
AUGAUGCAAAGUUUGCCCAAUGACACAGUCUCGUCGGUGUAUUCGAAGGUCAUCGAUCGGGCAUUGAGUCGAUUCCAGACCGAGCUACGACGGGAGGAUGAGGAAGGGAGGGGUCGGGCUAUACGUGCUGACGUUCUGGGAGCUGUUAGAACGAGGUGGAUGCAUUUAACUAAGGAAUGCUAUUGCAAUGAAGGACGGCUCCCGGCUGGAUUGAAGAGACCAGCUAGUGCUGGAUCUGAAAAUGGUGAAAAUAACGUCAAAAAACUCCGGGUGGAGCGUGAAAAAACGGCCAACGAUUCUGAUGACGAAGAUGACGACUUUGCAGAUGAAUUCGAUGAUGCUGAGUUUGUCCAUGCUACAGCGGCUGGUCAGAAGGCCUCAGCUGAGGAACAUGAUCGAGCGGUAGCGGCUGAGACGAGGGAAAGGGAAAAGGAGGAGAGGCAGAAGGAAGUUGAGAGGAAACAGUUCGAGGCCUGGUCAAAGAUAGAAGGGGAGCUGAUAGACGAGGAACGGUUGUUGGCUGAAGAGGAUGCGUGUUGGAAAAUGGUUCCGGAGCCUGAGAAAUGUCCGGUGAAAAUCUAUGGGAAUGUUGAGGUUACUGAAAUGGGUUCUAAUAAAAGAAGUAAAUGGAAUGUGUCAGCUGAUAGGAUUCUGGUGGCUUCAGCCAGGGGGGAAUGGCUUGCCUCUAGCAUGGAAGGUUCUUUUGUGCAUCUAGGAGCGGAAACCGCUGAGUAA